CAGGCAGGACUCCGCAGGGGCCAGCUCAGACUUGAUUGCCAGAGCAGCGAGGCAGGAGAGAGCAUGCACCACCAGCAUGAGCCUCGCCAGGAGAGCCCCUGCCGGGGCGCCGAUCGGGGAGCGCCAGCCAGGAAAGCCCACCUUGCUCCCGAUGAAGCCACAGCUGCUGCUGCCCCUGCUGUGGGCGUCCUGGCUCCUGGGGACCCAGGCCGAGGGCAAGGGCUGUAACCGGACCACCUCCGAGGGGCGUGCAGGAGCUGAAGCGGUGCCUGGUGAGAGAGGGAACCUCCUGAACGUGAGCGUCGGUGACCAGGGCCGCCCUGACUCCCUCUACCUGUCGUGGGACGAGCUGGCCGGGGUUGUCCUGGGCUACACCCUGGCAAUCUACACGCUGGAGCCGGACGUGCUGCUGCAGAACGGAUCGGCUGGACCCAACGCUACCAGCUUCCAGUUCCAAGGGCUUGUCCCCGGGGCAGGCUACAGCAUUGAGGUCACGGCUGCUCUGGCCUGCGCGGAGACCACCAGCCAGAGAGUCAGCGGCCAGACAAGCCCUGCUCCUGUGCUCAACGUGAGUCUGAGCAACAGCGGGAGCCCCUCAGACCUGCGAGCCUCCUGGACGGACGCCCCCGGCCAGAAGGACGGCUACCGGCUCGUUCUCUACCACCUCGACUCCCAGGGGGCCGUGAGGAACGAGUCUGUCCCCGGAGCCAUCUCUACCUUCCUGUUCAACGGGCUGCUGCCUGGCAGUGAGUACGCCCUGAGGAUCACCACGCUGGCUGGAGCGAGGCAGGCCAGCACCAGCACCCAUCAGUGGACAGCACCCACCACCCCGGCAGCGCUGACACUCCAGAGCCUGGGCUCCAGCACCAGCCUCUUUGCCUCCUGGAACGGUGCCGAAGGAGCUGCCUGGCUGCACUUAACCCUCCACAACCUGCUCUCCCGCACGGUGACCAGGACAGUAUCAGCCAAGAGGGGUCUCUCCAACUAUACCUUCCAGCACCUCAGCCCUGGCACCCCGUACCAUCUGGGGGUGAGCGCUGCUGCUGGGCCGUACUGGACAGUGGGGCCCAAUGCCACUGCCUGGACAUACCCCCUGAGCCCAGCUAACCUGACCCUGAGCAUCACUGGGGAGGCUGGCUCAUUGCAGGCUCGCUGGACCCCACCCGCUGGAGAGAGGGACCGUUAUCUGGUGACCUUGCUUCAGGGAGUGAGCAGAGCCCUGGCCAGGAACGUGUCUGUGGGAGGAGACAGCGCUCACGUCAGCUUCCACGGGCUGAGUCCUGGGAACCAGUACUUGGUAAAAGUGACAGCCGUGGCUGGGCCUCACAGGGCACCUUCUCUCAGUGCUGCCACCUGGACACAGCCACUAGCACCGCCUGGUGUGAGCCUCUCCAGCCAGGGGAGCACCUCCACCCUGCAUGCCCGUUGGACAGAGGUGGCCGGAGCUGGGUACGUGGUGGCGUUGUACUCACUGGAGCCCCCUGCGCUGGUGAAGAAUAGCUCCGAAGUGGGAGGUGUCACCAACCUCACCUAUGAGGGGCUGAGCCCGGGGACCCACUACGCCUUUGUGAUCAGCGCGGUGGCUGGGCCUUACACCUCCCCGCCCCUGCGUGUCACCAACUGGACAUAUCCUUUGCCUGUGGAAGAGCUGAGCCUCAGGAACCAGGGACAAAGCACCUCCUUGCACGCCUCUUGGAAAGGAGCUGCUGCUGGCAGUGUGACUUACAGCGGUGUCCUCCUCGAAGCCAAGUCGCAGGCGUGGCUCAGGAACGUGACCCUGGGGGAGAGCUGCACUAACGUCACCUUCCAGGGGCUGAGCCCCGGGCGUCAGUACACCCUGGAGAUGGCUGCCGUGGCUGGAGCUUACAGAUCGCCUGUGCGGACGGCCACGGACUGGACAUACCCUUUGGCCCCAUCUGGUGUGACCCUGACCAGUAAAAGACACGCCCUGGGUCUCUCUGCCGCCUGGCACAAGGCUUCCGGGGACAGAGACCGGUUCCUCCUCCACCUCUACAGCAAGGAACUCUUGGUGCAACAGAAUGUCUCAGUGGAGCCAGACACUCAGAACUUCACUUUCCUGGGGCUUCUCCCUGGGAUCCAGUACUCCAUGGAGGUGACGGCCCUGGCGGGACCCUACAGAGCCUCGGCGCCAUCUGCCAUGGGAUGGACAUAUCCUGUGUCGCUGGCCAACGUGAGUGUGACACGUGGGUCGAGCCCCCGGCAGCUGCAUGUGGACUGGAUGGAGUCGGGCGUGGAGGGAGAUCACUGGGUGCAGCUCUACUCGGAUGAGUCUCUGUCCGUCGUCAGGAACGUGUCCGUACGGCGCGGAGCUGCUCACGUCGACUUGGACGGCCUGGUGCCCGGGGCGCAGUACUGGGUGGAGAUCGUGUCGCAGGCCGGACCCCACCGCAUCUCCUCACAGAGAGCCAUUGGCUACACAGCCCCUCUGAUGCCGCUGUCCCCAGCUGUGACCAACGGGGGCAGCACCUCCGCUCUGGCGGUGCGCUGGGAGGCCCCCGCUGGACAGAGAGACAGCUACCUGGUCAGCGUGGGUGAGGAGGGCUCCCUGGCAGCCAGGAGGUGCCUGAAUGUGGGGAAGAGCAGCACCAACGUCUCCCUGGCGGGGCUGGCACCGGGAUCUUGCUACCACGUUGGAAUCUCCGCUCUCGCUGGACCCUACAGCUCCGACCCCCAGAAUGUCACUGGCUGCACAGUUCCAGCUCCUCCUGCCAAUGUGAGCCUCACCAACUCAGGCAGCUCCUCGGCGCUGCACGCUGCCUGGGACAAGCCCCCUGGGGGCAGGGACCAUUACCGGGUUAUUCUGUACAGCCUGGUGCCCUGGGGCACGGAGACAGCUCAGUCCCUGGGACCCAACGCCCAGAAUGUCACCUGGACUCGCUUGGCAGCGGGCAGCAGAUUCGCUGCACAAGUCACUGCUGUGAAAGGUCCCUACAAAUCCUCCUCUGUCAACAUCACCCAAUGGACGUACCCCCUGGCUCCUGCCAAUCUCACCCUGGCCAGCCCCUCUGCCUCCGCCCUUCAGGUCUCCUGGACGGGGGCGGAGGGGGGAGGAGAGGGCUACACCGUGGAUCUGUACGACACCUCCUCCGGCAGGCACGUUGACCACAUCUUGCUCCCCUGGGGCGCUAGGAACCACACCUUCCAGAGCCUGACCCCGGGCACCCGCUACAGCGUGGGAGUGAGCACCUCGGCAGGGCCUUACCACUCCAGCACCCCCAACCUCACCCACUGGACACGCCCUCUGGCCCCUCUGGCCGUGCGUGUGGCAAACCAGGGGCACCCCGACAGACUGAGCGCGUCCUGGGGAGCAGCCGCUGGGGGCCGCGAGGGCUACGUGCUGACCCUGUACCACGCGGGAUCAGGCGCGGUAGCAGCCAGGGCCGUCGCUGGGGAGAAUGCCCACAAUUUCACCUUCACAGAGCUGGCCCCAGGAUACAGGCACUCGCUGGAGAUGGUCUCCAUCGCUGGGCCCUACAGGGUGGCCGCAGCCAACGUCAGCGACUGGACCUAUCCUCUGGUACCCCCUAACAUCUCCCUGAUGAAUCAGGGGUGCCCCGAUAGGCUGAGUGCAUCCUGGGGAGCUGCGGCAGGGGGCCGGGAUGGCUACACGCUGACCCUGUACCACGCGGGAUCGGGCGCCGUGGUAGUGAGGGACUCCGUUGGGAAAGACACCCACAAUUUCACCUUCGUGAACCUGGCCCCAGGAAGCCAGUACCUGUUGGAGCUGGCUUCAACGGCUGGGCCCUACACGAUGUCUGCAGGGAACAUCAGCGACUGGACACGUCCUUUGGCACCCUCUAAUGUGUACCUGACAAACCAGGGACGCCCUGACAGGCUGAGUGCAUCCUGGGGAGCAGCCGCCGGGGAGCGAGACGGCUAUACGCUGACCCUGUACCACGCGCGAGCGGGCGCGGUGGCAGCAAAUGCAUCUCUUGGGAAGGGCGCCCACAAGUUCACCUUCUCAGGCCUGGCUCCGGGACACAAGUAUUUGCUGGAGGUGGCCUCCGUGGCUGGGCCCUACCGGACGUCCGCCAGGAACAUCAGCGACUGGACGACCCCUCUGGUUCCAGCGAAUCUCUCUGCGGUGACUGGGGAGAGCCGCAGGGUGCUGGCCGUGUCCUGGGGGCACGUCUCCAGCCAGCAGGAUUACUGCCAGCUGUGGCUGCGGGAUCCCGGGAACAACACACUACCACGGAGGCACACCCUGGCUGGGGGGCAAGUCCAGCACUUCUUCCAGGGGCUGGUCCCAGGCAGAAAUUACUCGGUUUCCCUGAGCUGCGUGGCUGGGCCUUACUGGAGCAGCUCGGGCAUCUUAGUGGUGCCAGUAGCGCCUGACCCAGUGGAAGAUCUGCGGUGCCAGCCUGACUCGAAGAGCUUUUCCCUGAACUGGACCUUCCCCGCUGGAGAUGUGGAGGCCUGCGAGCUGGCAGCAGAGAGGCUGUCCGGGGGGCCACCCCAGGCUGAGGCUCGGGUGAUCGCUCCUGGGAGCGAGGCCAGCCUGUGGGGUUUGGAGCCAGAUUCUUCCUACCGAAUCAGCCUGAGCGCAGUGGGCAGGAACGGGCUGAGGAGCCGGGCUGUGACUCUGGUCUGCAACACGUCAGCAGAGGUCCUGCCUCCGCCAGUACGAGCAGACGUCCCGCGGGUCGAGCCUGGCUCCAGAGUGCUCAUCUCCCCCGACACGUUCAGCGAGGAGAACGGCCGGAUCGAAUACUAUGCCGUCAUCGUCACCAGCAAUGAGUCGCUGUCGAGGCCCACCCAGGAAAUCAUGUCCAGCACCUGGUACGAUCACUAUUACGGUCAGGAGGACUCCUACGUGGCUGUGCUGUUCCCCAAUCCUUUCCAUGCGGACAAGAGGAGCACUCCUCAAACCUGGUCGGUGCCAGUGGGAACGGACGAGUGUGGCCAGUCCCGGGAGAUUUGCAAUGGGAAGCUGAAGGCAAACACUCAGUACAGGUUCAGCAUUGCUGCUUUCACCAAAUACAACCUGGUGGAUCCUUCUGUGUCCUUCACGGCAUUUUCGGCGGCUGGAGCUGGCGCACACCCCAGUCCUGUUACAGUGCCAGUUGUGGCUGGAAUUGUUGCGGGCUUUCUCCUGACAUUUGCAGCGAUUUUCGGCUGGGUCUACUGGAAGCGGGUCCGAACGAAAAGAACCAAGAAAAGUAACUUAUCGCAAGAAAUGUCCACAUACAGCUUGAGAAAUGUCCAUCGGCCGAUCCCCAUCCAGAGUUUCAAGCAGUAUUACGAGGCGAAGAUGGCAAAUGCCAACCACGGCUUCUUCCAGGACUUUGAGGAGCUGAAGGAGGUAGGGAAGGAGCAGACUAAGGUGGAAGCGGAACUUCCAGCCAACAUGUCCAAGAACAGAUACCCCCACGUGCUGCCCUACGACCACUCAAGAGUCAGGCUGAGCCAGCUGAGGGAGGAGCCCCACUCCGACUACAUCAACGCUAACUACAUCCCCGGCUACACCUCCCCACAGGAGUUCAUUGUCACCCAGGGGCCGCUGAAGAAAACCAUUGAGGAUUUCUGGAGGCUGGUCUGGGAGCAGAGCAUCUGCAACAUCAUCAUGCUGACAGUGGGCAUGGAGAACGGACGGGUGCUGUGUGAUCACUACUGGCCUUCAGAGUUGUCGCCGGUCUCCUAUGGACACAUCGGUGUGGACCUGCUCUCCCAGAGCAGCGCUGACGAGUGGACCAUGCGCACGUUCAAGCUCUGGCACGAGGACCUACGGGAGGAGAGACGUGUGACCCACCUGCACUACACGGCGUGGCCCGACCACGGCAUUCCUGAGUCCACAGCUUCCCUGAUGGCCUUCCUGGACCUGGCACGAGGGCACAUGCAGACGGCCAAGGAUUCUGGGCCAACGCUGGUGCACUGCAGUGCAGGGGUGGGCCGCAGCGGCACCUUCAUCGCCUUGGACAGGCUGCUACAGCAGCUGAAGCAGGAGAAGGUGGUGGACGUGUUCAAUACCAUUUACACCAUGCGGAUGAGCCGCUACCAGAUGAUUCAGACGCUGGGCCAGUAUGUGUUUCUGCACAGCUGCAUUCUGGAGAAGAUCACGGAGGAGCUGCUCUUGGGCCAGUCCGGGACGGAGAUCUCCUGCCCGAUCCCUCUCAAAAGCUUCCUGCCAUACCAUGCCCAGAAAUCGGCCAAGUCCAACGCAGGCUUCCUGCGGGAGUAUGAGAUCCUCCUAGAGGUUGCAAAGGACAAAGCCAGCUCUGCAGCACCAUCUUCAGGCAUCCAGGAGAGCCGCCCUGUCUCCAGCAUCCUCCCAUAUGAUCGCUCAAGAGUGAAAUUUUCGCCGCUGGAACAAGGCCCUUUCUCGGAUCUCAGCCAGGCCUGGCUCCUCCCGGGCUGCAAUUCAGCCAGGGACUAUCUGGCCGUGCAAGGGCCUGACAAGGUGACCAUGGAGGAAUUCUGGCGCUUGGUGUGGGACCAUGGCGUCCACACCAUUGUCACCCUGCUGCCUUGCCAGGAGAAGGGCCAGGUCCUGAGUGAGGCGUGCUGGCCCCUGGAGGGUAGCCCAGUCUACACAGAGAUGUUGACCAUCCAGCGGGGCCCGGAGAAGCAUGUCUCGGGAUGGAGGUGCAUUCAGCUCAAACUGAAACAUGAGAAGAAAGUGAAGGAGAGGCAGAUGCAGCAAUUCCUGUACCCUCUGUGGGGGUGCCAGCAGCAGCCAGAUGCCCAGCCCCUGGUGGAGUUUCUCGCCGCAGUUAGACGGUGCAUGCCACACAGGAAGCGAGCCGGCCCACUGCUCUUGCACUGCAGUAAUGGCAUUGACCAGAUGGGGAUGCUGAUCGCCCUGGACUGCCUGCUGCACCAGAUGAAAGCAGAGCGGAGUGUGGACAUCUACGGAGUCACCCUCAGGCUGAUGAGAAGCUGUUGCCUCAUGACCCCCACACCGGAUCAGUACGUGUUCUUGUACACGUGCAUCCAGGACAUCCUCACCCAGCGGCAGCCCUAGGAAGAUCACAGAGAGCCCGGCGCUGGGGGCAAGCUGAGGAGAGCACAUUGCAGGGCUGUUUGCACAAACCCGACUGCAGCUCCCUCCGCAGAGAAGGGGACUGUCCUGGGCCAGAGGCAUCAGUCAGCUCCCCACCCCUGGAGGCCAGCACAGAUGAGGCGCUAAGGCUGGGUUAGCCUGCAUCAGCGGUUCAGAAUCUCGGACUCUCCUGGUCUCCUUCUUCCAGGAUGUGGUGGGAGAGCCUAUUGCACAUGCACCGUCUGCACCAGCCUCCCGCGGGGAGUGCCCUUCUGCCGCCCACAGUGCUGCAGCCCACUCAGCCUGCAAGUACCCAGUGCAGGGCACGGGAACGUGUCCAGGAUUCAAAGCAUUAAGCGGCACUGCCUCCCUACUGCCCGGGGUUCCUGGGACUCUGGAAGGGCCAUGAAUCCAGUCACUGUAGCACUUGCUCUGGGAUCCUGCCAGCCUCCAUACUGCCCUCCAUCCCCCGCUGAGUACAAGACAGAAUACAUGGGGCGCCCUUCCUGCCGUGCCUGGCUCAAAGCCGGCGUGUCCUACAGAACAGGCUGCUGGGUGAUGCUUAUUUCCGUCUGGCAGGAGGGGUGGGAGGGCCCAGGCGCUACACACCGCUUCUCAGAGCGUCGAGCGGACUCUCCGGAUAUGCUAGUGCCUUUUGAAGACUCUGUGACCCAGGGCAGUGGACCAAGGGGAACAGCGGGGUCUCUCAAUAAAUGGAUCACCAAGCAAUGGAUAUGAAUAAUAAAGAAAUAAUAAUGGAUAUGAAUAAUAAAGAAAACAGCCCUAGAAGCCAGUGUCCUCUAACGAACGGUCGGUUUUACCGCGUGCCCUGGCCUGGCCUGCGACCUUCCAGCCAGCUGGACUGGAGCACGCCAUCUCCAAAGAGCAGCCAUGCACACCCGCCCGGACUACGCCGUUUGGCUGGCUUCCAAGCACUGCCCCUUCGUGCCGGCUGUCCUUGCGCAGCCAGAGCCCGGCAGCUCGGCUCCGAGAACUGAGUCCCAACCGCUAGAGCUGCAGACCUCUGCAGACCCUUGGGACAACCCUUCCCAUGGGACUCUCGCCUCUCCUAGCUGGGAGAACAGGGGCUGGACUCCCCCUGAGAGUGUCAUGUCACCCACGCAUUUAUGCAGAGCCUGUGAGCAGGGGCCACGGCAUUACAGCAAAACCAGGAAUCGCAAUUAAAUGAGAAGACCCUUGCUGGCCAGUCACCCUCCAUAUAACCCUGUCUCUAAAGCCUGCUGCAUGAUCCUAGUUUGUGGGGGAAAAACAUUGUCCACUAAUUCGGCCUCAGUGCACUGCUACCCUCUAUCGGGGGAGCAUGUGUAUCAGUUACGUCCUCUAGUGUUCGCGCCAGAGGAGCUGUCUCUUCAUCCCCCUGGGAUGUGGGACUCUGUGACCCAGGGCUGGGGACCAAGGGGUACAGUGGGGUCUCUCAAUAAAUGGAUCACCACACAAUGGGUAUAAACAAUAAAGAAAACAGCCCUAGAAACCAGCAACAUACACCCCUGCAAUGGGACCUUAACUCUGGCUCCUGGAGCUGGCAAUACCCCCACGGGGUGCCAGUAUCGGUGGGAGGGUGCCAUAAGAAAUAGACAGGAAGAAUGAUGGAGGGAUUUGUCUUGUUUCCAGUCGCAGCAUUGAGCUGCACACACUCAGCUGCGUUUGCUGUGUCUGGGGCUGGCACAACUGGGCAACCUGACCUGAGCAUAAAUGAAGUUUUUGGACAAUAAAUUCGCCUGAUUUUUU
Molecule: messenger RNA, 8749 nt
Organism: Dermochelys coriacea (leatherback sea turtle)
Lineage: Eukaryota; Metazoa; Chordata; Testudines; Dermochelyidae
Product: receptor-type tyrosine-protein phosphatase V-like
Exons: 40
Coding region: 77-6982 (2301 amino acids)
Biological process (GO): protein dephosphorylation; angiogenesis
Molecular function (GO): protein tyrosine phosphatase activity; cadherin binding
Source: RefSeq, a predicted model, not a curated record